AUCUGUAUUUAAUCAGUGAUCAAAUUGGAUCAACCUAAGAAGGUCGGUGUCCAUCUGUCCAUUAUCAUCGAUCACACGAUCCACUAUAUCCAUAUAAGAGGAUUUAUUAUUCGCGAAAAUUUCUCUCUCAAUAUGAUGAGAUUCGAACGUGAUUUAUCUUUCUAGCUAAGAAACAAUGUUUUUUGCAGCACUCAAAGAAAAAUAGGAAUCUUUGUUAUGACAUUAAUUACGCUGCGAUAUUAUACUCCGAAAUAAUUUUCUAGUUAAAAACUUUUAGAAUAUUGAGAAAGCAGAUGAGAAGCUGCUGCUCUAUUAAACGGCAAAAUGCCGGUCGGCGUAUUUCCAGCUCUUAAAUUGGGCGUACUUUUUGUCAAACAAAUCAGUAAACCUUUAGCCAAAUUUCUUGUCACUCAAGCAAAGAAUUAUGCAAUAUUUAGGACUUACUUUAUCAUACCACCUGCUCAAUUUUAUCAUUGGGCAGAAGUAAAAACAAAGAUGUAUAUCAUGAAUCUCGGUAAACCUACAAAGGUGGCAAAACUAAACGAGACUAUGGCUAUUGAACUGGGUGCUAAUUUAAUGGGCGAAUUGAUUAUUUUCGGAGUAGCUGGUGGAUGCGUAAUAUUGGAGUAUAAUAGACAAGUUGCAAAAGAGGCAAAAAAAGAGGAGCUUCGUCAGAUGCAGAUACAGAAGUUUACAGAUGAUAUUCAGUCAUUGUACAAUACUACAUUGCAACAGGAAGCUCGAAUCCAUUAUUUACAAAGCGCGAUUGGUGAAUUAGCCAGGCAUACAAAGCAUAAGUUACCUGAAGCUGUAUUGCAGCAAAUAAGUAAUAAUGACAAUAGUUUAGAGGAAAAUAUGAAGAAGAGUAAUAAAAAUAAUAAAAAUAUAACAGAAGCUAGUGCAGAAAGCGAAAACAGAUCAUUGAUAGAGCGUGCUAUAAUCUAUUAUAAAGAAUUAAAAACGGAUAAAAUUAGUUAAGCAAUAUUUUAUAUUUCUCUUGAAAUACAUCACUUGAGAAGGUAAUCUAAAGUAUUGACUGCCGCUGGUAUUAAAAAAGAUGCAUUCAUAACAAAAUGUACAUAAUAACAAUUUUUUUUUGAGGUGUAUAUUGUAAUUUAUUCUCAAAUUACAAUUUAAUAGUACUAAUUCUGUGCAAAGAUUUUUAGCUAUUUAUGUUAUAUAAAAAUGCGUAUAAUAUAUAUAUAUAUAUAUAUCUGCCUAUGUAUCAAGAUAAUUUUAAAAC
Messenger RNA from Cataglyphis hispanica, 1243 nucleotides. RefSeq names its product putative OPA3-like protein CG13603. The record is from RefSeq and is a predicted model, not a curated record. NCBI's taxonomy places the organism in Eukaryota, Metazoa, Arthropoda, Insecta, Hymenoptera, Formicidae. Gene Ontology annotation, biological process: regulation of lipid metabolic process. The transcript has 3 exons. Bases 325 to 978 code for a protein of 217 amino acids. Gene Ontology annotation, cellular component: mitochondrion.